This is a messenger RNA of Cajanus cajan (pigeon pea), 952 nucleotides long. RefSeq names its product translocase of outer membrane 22-V (gene TOM22-V). Gene Ontology annotation, biological process: intracellular protein transport. Lineage: Eukaryota; Viridiplantae; Streptophyta; Magnoliopsida; Fabales; Fabaceae. Gene Ontology annotation, cellular component: mitochondrial outer membrane. The record is from RefSeq and is a predicted model, not a curated record.
UAGGGUAUAAGAAGGGUAUAAGAGGGGAGAGUGCAGCAGAAUUAGGUUACUCACGAACCCUAACAACAUCCGACGAUGGCGUCCCAAGGCCGAAGAGGUGGAGUCUCUCUCCCUGACAGACCCAGCAAUUCAACCUCCAUCCUCGCCAAGAUCUCCCGCUCCUCCCUCGUCUCCCGCGGCAAGGAAGCCGCCGGCGACGCAGCCUUCGUCGCCAAGAAGCUCCUCCGCAGCACCGGCAAGGCCGCCUGGAUCGCCGGCACCACCUUCCUCGUCCUCGUCGUCCCUCUCAUCGUCGAGAUGGACCGCGAGCAGCAGCUCAACGACCUCGAGCUCCAGCAGGCCAGCCUCCUCGGCACCCCCGCCCCCAAAUGAGGUUCCCUCCUUUCAGAUCCACUUCUUACCUGCUUCUAGGGUUUCCGCUUUCGCAAUAAUUUUACUCUUUCUAGGUUUUCAUAAACCUUGCCGUCACAAGUUUUGUGUAUUCUUUCUUCGUUUACUAUAUUAUCUGUCAUUAGUUCUUCGAAUGCGGGUUGCUCAGUCUAAUUUACCUGCUGCUUAGUGGAAUGAAUGCCUUUGGUUGGUUGCUGCUGCGCUAUUCUAUUUUGUGAUGAAUUUAUUGAAUAGAAUUAUAAUUAGCUACCUACCUCGUCGAGGAACGGUUCAAUUAGGAUGUAUUUCGCGGGUUGAGACUGGUUUCAUGUUGAACAUCAACUUUAGCUCCUGUUUAGUUUCUUUUUUUUUUUUUUUUGAAACGUGCUCCGAGUUUAUGAUUAGGUUGUGUUGUGAUUAAUCUUGUUCUUUUUGCAAAUUUAUUGAAGAGUAGCUUUGGAUGCUUGUAAGGUGCUUGACAUUGGGGAUUAAUUUGGAAAGGGAAGGUGGGGGAGGUAUUUUGUAUGUGUGAUUGAGAUAUGAGAGGCUUUGUGUUUUCUAAUGAUGAUGGGUUGUUGUUAAA